AUGAAUGUUCUAUUAAUAAUUAUUUGUAUUGUUCUAUUCAUUAAUGGAUUAUUGAUUGCUAUUUGUCUUGUUCGAUAUUCAAGUAUAUUCAGAAAAUCUUCAUUGAAUUUGAUAGAUUCUAAUCUUGUUAAAUCUCAAGUAAAACCAUCAUCUAUGAUAUCUCAUUCAAAUCCUAUAAUAAAUAAUUUUCAAUCAGACAAUCAAAUUAUUCGUGAAGAAAAAAAACCAUCGAUUUCUAUUUCUCGAACAUCAUCAUUACUUGUGCCAUCAAAAGUUUUAUGGAAAAAUGAAAAUUUUAUUUCUGAUGAAUUUUUACAAGAUACUAAACAUCAUCAUGAUUAUUCGGAAUGCUUAAGACUUGGUUCUGUACUUAUUGAUAGACCACUUGGUAUUGCUAUGCAACCAUUAGAUGCUAUGGGACCAGUACUCAUGAAAUUCAGUAUGUGUGAACAACAUUGGAUAAGACCUGAUGAUCAUUGA
Messenger RNA from Rotaria sp. Silwood2, 480 nucleotides. The record is from the annotation of a GenBank genome assembly. Lineage: Eukaryota; Metazoa; Rotifera; Eurotatoria; Philodinida; Philodinidae.